GAGCAGAAGACCACUCCUAUCACCCUCUCUUUGUUAUAUAUAAAUAUUUGUUUUAUUAGCUUUCUUAAUUAAUAAUCUCUUAAUUUCAUAACUUUUUGGACGUUGGACGAAGUUUUCAGCGACGCCCCCUUCAGCCCUCCACGCGCUCCCACAGAUCAACAUCAAAGCGCCUUGUCUUCCCUCCGACCUCAUCCGUGCGUGACGGAAUUGUAGCCCGAGGAGGACAGAAGAGUGGAGAGGAGAGGAUAGGGGGAGGAGGAGGACGAGGAAGAGAAGAAGCAGGGAAGGAAGAGGAGGGGAAGGAAGAGGAGGAGGUCGCGCGCACCGGUCCGCAGCAGCAGCAGCAGCAGCAGCAGAUGUUCAGACUCAGAGCGCAACAGGCGCGCGGUCAGACACACACGUACUCACACACAUGCACGAGACCGCACUGAAAACUUUUUGGAAGAAAUGACAUGAAGAGUUUGUCCUGCAUGAAGAACUUUCCUUUUUUAAUUGUCGGAACGCCUUCUGAUCUAACGCGUAAACUUUUUCAAUACUAAUUGGAAAUAUAAAAAAAAAAAAAAUUGCGACCAUGAGUACAGAGGGACAGAAGCGGAUGAGCUCCCGGUGGCGCGUGAGCAUGCUGUUGUCCGUGCUCGGCUGCGCGUGCUGCCUGCUGAACUCGGCGGACGGCUAUAAUUUAGAUGUGGAUAACUCGGUGCACUUUGGAGGACCCAAUUCAUCUCUAUUCGGUUACUCAGUUCUGCUCCAUAAGGACAAACAGAGCGCGUGGUUAAUUGUUGGAGCACCAGUAGCCGACUCCACGUUUUACUCCAGUGUUCAGAAACCUGGUGCCAUUUACAAGUGCAGUGUUUCAAAUAAGGAAUGUGAACAGCUUCAAACUGGUGUGGAGCACUGUGGGAAAACAUGCCAGGCUGAAAGCGAUAACCAGUGGCUCGGAGUCAGCCUUUCCCGAAGACCGAUCACCGGUGAUGUACUGGCAUGUGGUCAUCGCUGGAAGAACGUCUUUUUCUCGCAAAAAGACAAUCAAAACAAGCUGCCGCACGGCGUGUGCUUCCAGUUCAGCUCCGAUUUUAGCCGCACAACCCACUACAUCCCCUGCUACAGAGAUCAUCAGAGGAAGUUCGGUGAAGACUACGGAUCCUGCCAGGCUGGGAUCUCAAAUUUCCUUACUGAGGAUCUGAUGAUUAUGGGAGCUCCAGGGAGCUCUUACUGGACCGGCUCGGUUCUGGUCUACAAUGUGACCAGUAAGGUGUUUGCAGCAUAUGUGGAUGAUGAAAACACUGUGCUCUAUGGCAGCUACCUCGGUUACUCUGUAGGUGCUGGACACUUUCUUUCCCCGAACAGUAUGGAGAUUGUAGGUGGUGCACCACAGCAUGGUCAGACGGGCAAAGUUUAUAUCUUCACAGUGGAAGGCAACAAUCUGAAAAUCCUGAAUGAAACGAGUGGAUCUCAGCUGGGCUCGUACUACGGCGAGAGUGUGUGUGCGGUCGACCUGAAUGCUGAUGGACUCUCCGAUUUGCUGGUCGGGGCUCCGUUGUUCAGCACCGUGAGAGAGGAGGGUCGUGUUUACGUCUACAUUAACCAGGGCCGGGUGAACAUGAAGGAAGCAGAGUUCCAGCUCCUGGGCAGUGAUUCGUACGCAGCUCGGUUCGGAGAGACCAUCGCUGACCUCGGAGACAUCGAUAAUGACGGCUUUCCAGACGUGGCCAUCGGUGCACCACAGGAAGAAGACCUGCGUGGUGCUAUUUAUAUCUACAACGGCAGAAAGAGCGGUAUAACAUCCAGCUUCUCACAAAGGAUAACAGGCUCGGUCCUCGGCCACAGCCUCAGCAUGCUUGGCCAGUCCAUUUCCGGAGGCAUCGAUGCAGAUGGAAACGGUUACCCAGACGUAGCAGUGGGAGCUUUUCUGUCCGAUGCUGCAAUACUGAUCCGGACUCGUCCAGUGGUGAUGGUGGAGACUUCGUUGUUUCUGCCGACCAGCGUGAAUCGAUCGGUGGCCUCUUGUGUUGAACACGGUCUUCCUGCUGUGUGUGUGGAGGUCAAUGUGUGUUUUAUGGUCCAGGGAAAAGCCAUACCUGGACUUGUAGAGCUGAAGUACAACCUCAGUGCAGACAUAAAGCGCAAGGAAAACUUCCCAUCUCGCUUCUACUUCCUUGGCAACGGCAUAUCCAAUGUCACGGCCAGUCUCGUCAGAGCCGAACACAACCAGACGACCUGCAGCACGCAUCAAGCCUUCAUGAGGAAGGAUGUACGUGAUAUUUUCACACCGCUGUAUUUUGAGGUUCAGUAUGAACUCGGUGAGCAUAAUGUACAGAGCGGAAAUUACAGCAGCUUUCCUCCACUCAAAGCCAUUCUACAGCAGAGAGACGGACACACUAACCGAGUCACAAACCAGACUCAGUUUGCCAGAUACUGCGCUUGGGAAAACUGCUCCACAAACCUGCAGGUUUCUGCACAUCUGGUGCUUCCACAGUCUCACGACAACGUGCCGUAUUUCGCUCUGGGAAAUUGGAAGUCCAUCAUGCUGAAUAUCACGCUCGCCAACAUAGGAGACGAUGCUUUUCUGCCCAAACUCCAUGUCCAGUUACCCAACAAUCUUCACUUCAGCAGAGUGCUGGAUGCAGAGGAGAAACAUGUAAGCUGUGAGAUUAGUGAAGAAGAGAAUGAGACCAUCUCCCUGGACUGCAGCGUGGGGAAUCUCUUCAUACCGGCUCUGUCGAAGCUCAACAUCAGCUUUCUACUGGACGUGAACCAGAACAGCAGCGCUGGUGACCUUACCAUCAUCAUCAAUGCUACGAGUGAUAACUACGAAAACAAUGACCUUCUGCACGAUAACACGGCUAACCUGACACUGCCGCUGAGAUACGCUGUGGAUUUCAGCGUCCACGGACUUGUGUCUCCAUCAUCGUUCAUAUUUGGGGACCCUGAUCUGAUGCCAGUUGACUGCUACACCCAGAAGCUGAAUUACACAUUUAUGGUGAUGAACCUCGGUCCCAGUAAAGCUCUCGACACCAAAGUGGAAAUAGGCAUCCCUCAUGCUCUGGUUCCGUAUCCGGAUCGCCUGCUCCGAGUCACAGAUUUACAGACAACUCAAGGUCACUGCCAUGUGAAGAACAGCAGCUGGCCACUGAAGGACGACUGUGAUGUUGAGAAAGCUCCCUUUUAUAAAGACCUUGUGUUCUACAUGUCACAACCCACCAAGCGUAUAAUGUUCUGUGGUCAAGUGGACGAAACCUGCAUGAAGAUCCAGUGCAGCUUCGGCAACCUGGAAAUGGGCAAAGAAGUGACCAUCAAUAUUGAGAUGGAGCUUAACCCUGCUGUUCUUCAGAUCAGCCCCGGAAGACAUGCUAUAAUGCAUAUGUUCAGCACCAUUUCAGUCACAUCUCCAGUCAAGGAUAACAACACCAUCAUCUUGAAUGAGGACAACAACAUCGCUGCUGUGAAGCUAGAAGCCCAAAACAGCCAGAAGCUGCCACCGACUGUGGAAUACAUAAUCAUCGGGUUUAGCUUGUGUCUGGGCCUGAUCAUCUUUGGCAUGCUGGUCUUCUGCCUCUGGAAGGCCGGCUUCUUCAAGCGGAGAUUGAAAGAGAAAAAGGAGAAGAUUGAGCGUGACAGCUGGGACUACGUCACCAAGAGCGAGAGCUUUUCAUAAGACAAUGAAGGAAUUUCAGUAAAGACUUCAAGGGAGACAGAACAGGAAUAAUAUGGAUAGAAACAGAACAUGGACUUAUAUACAGUGAGGACCUGAUGGUCCAGACUGAGAGCUGGAGCGAUGUGGCUGUGUGGUUUUGUUAACACAGAACCAGCGUGUCUGUAUUCAGGACCAAACCAAGUGCACUUUUUUGGCAGAGGGAGAACUGAACACGAGUGAGGGGACGAUGAGUUCUGUCAUACGUGAACGGGCGUGGAAUAAGCGCGGAUGGACAAUAUUAGAGCUUCCACGUCACCGAAAACCACUGCCACAGAGGAGUGCCUGCUGUACAACAGAAACCCUGCAAUGGUUCAGUCCAGACUCAGGUGCCAGGUGAUCCCCUGUGCAUUAUAAACACAACAGACCUGAGUUUAUGCUGAAGGGAAACACUGUGCUGUCCCUCUCUCACUCUUUGCUCUCCAUCCAUCACUUUUUUUUUCUUUUUU
Messenger RNA from Hemibagrus wyckioides, 4140 nucleotides. RefSeq names its product integrin alpha 4 (gene itga4). Gene Ontology annotation, biological process: cell adhesion mediated by integrin; cell-matrix adhesion; integrin-mediated signaling pathway. Gene Ontology annotation, molecular function: integrin binding. The record is from RefSeq and is a predicted model, not a curated record. Gene Ontology annotation, cellular component: external side of plasma membrane; integrin complex. The transcript is spliced from 28 exons. Lineage: Eukaryota; Metazoa; Chordata; Actinopteri; Siluriformes; Bagridae. Bases 572 to 3655 code for a protein of 1027 amino acids.